Messenger RNA from Esox lucius (northern pike), 6009 nucleotides. It is a transcript of the gene zbtb2b, whose product is annotated as zinc finger and BTB domain containing 2b. The record is from RefSeq and is a predicted model, not a curated record. Gene Ontology annotation, molecular function: protein binding; DNA-binding transcription factor activity, RNA polymerase II-specific; RNA polymerase II cis-regulatory region sequence-specific DNA binding. Lineage: Eukaryota; Metazoa; Chordata; Actinopteri; Esociformes; Esocidae. The transcript has 3 exons. Gene Ontology annotation, biological process: regulation of transcription by RNA polymerase II. The coding region runs from base 1307 to 2896 and encodes 529 amino acids. Gene Ontology annotation, cellular component: nucleus.
UAAGCCGCCAUAAGAAUAGUCUUGUACAGUUUAUUGAAUGCUUUACCCAGCUAAAAUUGGCUACUGGUGUUUAAUUUCUCCUUCUGGCUCAACAGCCUAUUCAUUUGUACAGUAUAUAACUCUACAUUUUGAAAAUAAAAAUGAUCUGUCAAUUAAUCAACAUUAUCACAAUAAACACCCAACCAGACUGCCAGGUCUGCUUCAAAGAGAACUUUCUGAAGUAGGUCAAUUAACACUGACAAAUACAUUAAAGUAUGAGCCGUAAUCAUCCCUAUUGUAAAUGCCAAUUAGAAAUAGAUACGUUUUUAUCAGCUAACAAACUGACAUUCACUAACAUAGCUGAAACAAACCUCGAUAGAGUGAAUGGUUUCCAAUCGCCGUUCAGUUAAAAGCACUGCAGCAGAACGUUUCAGUAACCUGUAACUGUCUUUUGAAUUGCUGUGCAGUUUCAGUUUUAUUUAUUCCAUUUAGAUAAUGCAUUGACAUUAAAUGUUUUGCUCCUAGUAAUUCAACAACGUGUGUAUGCUGCCGGUAUCUGUUUGAAACCUAUCAUUAUACAUACAGAUUGAGUAUUGUAUCACAAAAAUAAUAUUUCAAUAAUGGAGCAAAAUACAUUAAAAUAAACAGCAACUGGACAUGUGGAAAAUACAUACUCGACCAAAGACCAAAUGUAGGUAUGGCAAAAUAAAAGUGAAAUAAAGUUUACUUUAAUUGCCUGCCACUAUUUGACUUUCAGUACAAAUACUGCCAAAUGUUCAAACAAGGGUGCGAACGACCUCCUCUAAACCGUUUCCAGAGAUCCACGGCGUAAAGUUAGUUUGUUUACAGGAAGCUCAUUCUUGUUUGCUUCCAACCGAAAAUGCAAAUUCCAUUGCAGUCACGAUUAAGCUGCUUCGUUAUCUGUUUGUGUGGGGGUGGGGAGGGCGACCUACGGCUAUUUUCCCCUAAAUCGGUUUAAAGUCCCAUAACCGGAGAUUGAAUAAAUUAUUACCCUACAAUUCUUGCUAUCUAGCAUUUGGUUACAUUUUAGUUAGCAAUAACGUUACGUGGAUUCCAUUCUCAAUUCACGGUGAUAGAUCUAUUACGGUUCCAGAAUUUGUCAGGCAGGCAUAUUUUACAACUGCUGUUUUAAGUGCUUUUACACAGUCAUGUGAUUGUAACGUAACCCGACCGGAAAGCACCGACGACCAUCGCCGCCAAUGCUGCUUGAGAGGAACAGAGCAGCUGCGAGCCAACGGACAAGUCCCCCGGUAACAAACAACAACACACAAACUCCGCGGAUUCAUUCAUAGUAGAAAGUUGAAGAAUGGAGUUGGCCAACCAUGGUCUUAUCCUCCUGCAGCAGCUCAACGCUCAGAGGGAGUUUGGCUUCUUGUGCGAUUGCACUGUCGCCAUCGGCGACGUCUUCUUCAAAGCCCACAAGGCCGUGUUGGCCUCCUUCUCAAACUACUUCAGAAUGCUCUUCAUACACCAGGACAGUGAUUGUGUCCGCCUGAAGGCAGCUGACAUCCAGCCAGACAUCUUCAGUUACCUUCUCAACCUGAUGUACACAGGGAAGCUAGCCCCUCAGCUUAUCGACCCAGCCCGUCUGGAGCAGGGGGUCAAGUUCCUCCAUGCCUACCCCCUCCUCCAAGAGGCCAGCCUGGCCAACCAGACAGCCUUCUCCCACCCUGAGUCCAGCCUGCCCCUCUCCACUUCCCUGUUUGGUAUCCAGAUCUCAGACCAGCAGGUGGCACCCUCUGGCAGGCUGCCCACCCGACGCCAGCUCUCCUCACCCUUUGACCUGGACAGCCUCUCCGAUGGGAAGUACCCGUCUGCCGUAGCGGCAGCCUUCGCCAGCCACGCAUCCAAGCUGGACUCUUCAUUUCAGGAAUUGGUGGAGGCUUCGACCAGUGGCCGCCAGGCCUCAUACGAGGAGCACAGAGGGGACACGCUGAUAGGAGAGGCUCCCUCCUCCGCUAACGCCAACACCAUUCUUCACGUGAAGCCGAGCAUCAUGAAGAGGAGCGCCUCCUUCAGAAAGCACUACUCCUGUCACCUGUGCGGCAGCCGCUUCAACCAGAGAAGCUUAUUGAGGGAGCACCUCAUGCAACACAGCCAGGCCCGGCUCCCCUCGGUGGCUGAACCCAUCGGUGCACACUCCCCUGUUACGCUAGGGGGAGUAGGAGCCACCACACCAGAGGUUGAGGAGGUACUGCUAAGGGGAGGCGGAGACCGAUCCGCUGCCAAGACAGUCGAGAUGCUCAGCGACAGCGAGCAAGCGCCUCCCUCAGGUUCUAACAUGGACUCUCCCAGAGCCGAGCUGACGAUAUCCGGGUGGGCGGCUGGCUGCCAGUCCCAGGCCGACACCCCGCCCCCAUCAGACAUCGCAGACAUUGACAACCUGGAGAGUGCCGACCUGGACCGCGAGGUGAAGCGCAGGAAGUAUGAGUGCUCCACCUGUGGACGCAAAUUCAUCCAGAAGAGCCACUGGCGAGAACACAUGUACAUCCACACAGGCAAACCCUACAAGUGCAGCGCCUGCGGAAAGAGCUUCUGCCGAGCGAACCAGGCGGCCCGGCACGUCUGCCUGAGCCAGGGCGCCGACGCGUAUACCAUGGUGGACCGGCAGAGCAUGGAGCUGUGCGCCGCAGGUGACGACACCAGCCAGAUGGAGGCGCUCUUCCUAGGCUCGGCCAGGCCCUAUAAAUGCAAUGUCUGCGAAACCACCUUCUCCAGCCCCAACGAGGUCAUCAGACACCUGUGCUUCAGCCAGGGGGCUCUAGCAGGCCUGCAGGGGCAGGCAGGGGCGGGUCUGUUACAGGCGGAGGAGUUUCCCAAAGAUGAAGGGUCUGAUUCCUCCGGUGCCGGCCCUCUCAUUACACCAAUAAAAACUGAGCAAAUCUUGGUAGAGUAGCACCACAGUACUACCAUUUUUCUUUCACUUUGGUAAAUAAUGGUCAGUAGUGGGGCUACUUAGUUAAAGUAACUGCCCAGUGUUUCCAAAUUUCUAUGAAAUAUGACCUGUUACUACUUACAAUACAAGUGAAAAGGUUUUACUUCAAAACAAAAGUUGAGUAAUGUGUUAAAAUGCUGCUUUUCUGUGUACCCAUAAAUAGAAGGGCGUGGGUGUAUUCUUGUGGUAAAAAAUAUUCAUGUGAGUAGACUGCUGAUUAACCAGUUCAUCUUUCUAUAGGCUGUUGAUUGGCCAGCUCAUCUUUCUAUAGGCUGUUGAUUGGCCAGCUCAUACUCCUCAGGAGAAUGUUGUCAUCCUCUUGAGCAUAUUUCAAACAGGCUCUUUGAGAGGUUUUUUAUUUUUGAAUAAUUUUCCCUAAUUUAAGCUUUGGUCACAAAUGGACAUAUAGGAUAAGUCAACCACAUUAUUUGGUAAUAAUAAUUUAUAGAAUAUUUCAAAGUGAGAACUGUCACUGGGAAGUUACUUUAAGAUUGUGUGUGUUAGGAGAGGUUUUAUAUUUACUGAAUGAAAGCCAGAGACAGGCACUUGUUACAAUAGAGAAACUGUUAUUUUUGUUCUGUCACGCUACCAGCCAGAGUGUCUAUGAAGUGAUCCUUAUGGAAACCACACACUGUACAGUCUUAUUUCUUUUAUGAACUUUUUUUAUUGUUGUCUUUUAAAAUUGUUUAAUGCUUUGUUGGAUAGAGACAGGGGUGAAGGAUAUAGUGUGUUUUUGCUGAUAGAGCAAUGGGCCAGAUUGAAACUCAUGUUUCAGCACGACAGCAGUGUGGCUUAGACCGCUAGGCCACCAAAGUGACAUUUCUGACAGGGCGUUGCAUCCUUUUGCCCACUUAAGCCUGGGCAUCUAGGCAUUUGUCACUAACCAGCAACAUUUCACCACUAUGUAUUACUCAAAAUAUGUGCUGCAGUGUAUUUCCUAAGUAUAACUUGGCCAUAUUGUCAAUGUCUGUCUUUGGUGUUUCCUUUUCAUAAGUCUGUCACGUUGGUUUCUGUUACUUUAUUUAAAGUGGCCGUUGGCUGUGGUCGAGCCUCUUAGCUUUUAGCUCCAGACUGGAACAGGAAGCCGAGAGAGUUCCGGAGUUUCUCUACGAUCUGACUGUAUGGUAGAGGAUAGCAACAGACAGAAUGGCGGUCUGAACGCAUGUCUGUUGUGAAAGAAAAAACAGCAGUUUUUUCUCGAGUGCUCUUUAGUGCUGCACAUUGAUAAAAUAAAUAUUUAAUGCCCAGUCCAGAACCAACCCUGCCAUUGCCAAGAAGGUCCGACCCAGUAGGGUGGCUAUGUCUUCUUUUGGCAGUUUUCAGUAACCCUGUAAGUAGAACAUGUAACAUGAAAUUGUAUAUUUCCAUGGUAUAAUGUAUUUUCUGUGCAUCGUUUUAAGCAGCCAUUUUGUUACUUUGUAUGUUCGGUGUGCCAACUGUGGGUAUGAAACCUCCCCUUUUAAAGAAGUCAGGCAAUGCAGGCCUGUCAUUAGGAUUGUGUUGGUUAUAACAAUGGAGACCUCAAAGCAGAAGCAAGCAGUGUAGCUCUGUACGUCAUGUUUACAUCCAAACCAUUUUGUAAACCUUUUUUUCUUUUUUUUUUUUAAAUGGCUACUGCAUUUUUAACACAGCGUUGUUUCUGUCGAAGAGAAUACUUGCAUAAAUACCUUGAAGGGAGUUUUCAAUGCUGUACAACAUUGUACAUCUUUGCCAAUUGAUGAUCAUUUGCUUGAAUUUGUUCUUAAAGCCCUUAUUUUUGUGUUUGAGAUACCUUUCUAAUUUUAUAAACAGUGCUAUAUUUACAAAUAAUAUUUUAUAUUGCAAAUUUUGUAUAUUACUAAUUACUUUCUAUGUAGAAAACCAUUGAUUUAGUGUAGUGAAGGUGUAUGUUUAUUUGUUGUCAAUCUCUUUCCAUUCAAAGCCUUGAGUGUUACAAAACAAAAUGCUACUAUGAUUUUUCUCUUCAUCUUCUGUUUUUUUUAUUGACAGCCACAGCUUUGUCCCUUUUACAUUGCAAUACAGAACAGAUUAGCAGCAAGGAGGAUCGGGCUCAGAUGCAUUUUGACUAAGGUUUUUUAUUUUUUUUUGCCCUUUGGGGCUCUGAAUGGAUGGAUUAAUGAAAAUUUGCCAUCCUAAUGGUUAAUAUAUGACUAUCACUGUAUGGUUUAUGCUGAUCCAACUACACUUUAUCCAGGGUAGCGCCAUUUGGGCCUGUGUUUCCUUAGUUCUUAGCACUAACUGUGUCUUCUUGAUGAGCAAAUAAGUCAUGGACCUUUUAUUAGCUCAAAGACAAUAUAAAAAGUGCUUAUUUGUAUGGUUGUUACAUGGGCAAGGGCUUAUUUAUCUCACGACUCAAGCUGUGUUCUGUUCAGACAUUAUGAAAUAAAUACUACUGAAAUUGACUUCUCAGACUUCAACAUCUAGGCCUAGUGCAAGUGUCGCCUCAUCAGUCAAACGUAAAGUCUGCAUUCUCCCUGCUGAGCUUGAAUCUUGCGGUGUUCAACCACAUUGGUCAGAGACGUACUCAAACAGCUUAACAUGUCUUUCACUGUGUCUGUUAUAACAUUUUUAUUUAUGCAAGCGGUUUGUCUUUACUGUGUCGGGAUAUUUUUGGAAACACAUGUUUAAAGGGUAAUGGGGAAGCGGGGGGCCAGGGCAAUGGAAAGUCCCCUACCAGUGAUCCUCCAGUGCGCACAAUGCCCUCCACCCCAACCUCAAAACUGAGUUGAACGAGUACUGUGAUAUCUCUUUGUUCUCAGGAACGUGAGUAAGUCUUCUCUGUAAAUAAUAGAAAAGGUGUAUUUUACAUUUUCACAGUGAAGAAUGAACAAUAAAAUGAUGUUUUGCAGAACUGUGGCAAAUUGAAGUAUUUUAUAUUCAUCUGUUUUAAUUUACACAAAUACACCAUGUUCUGUGCUGAUGCUUUCAUCUGUGCCUAUGCAAUAUUCUGUUAAAUAUACCCUACAUCACAUAUUGAAGGGUUUUCCCAGUCCACCAUCAAGCAGGUCUCUGUCGGACUGGUGUUGGUAUUUAUUUUACAAAAUGGUUUCACUUAAUAAAAUGAUUCACAAGUU